Saimiri boliviensis boliviensis (Bolivian squirrel monkey) is the source of this 2061-nucleotide messenger RNA. RefSeq names its product zinc finger protein 892 (gene ZNF892). The record is from RefSeq and is a predicted model, not a curated record. Gene Ontology annotation, biological process: regulation of transcription by RNA polymerase II. Gene Ontology annotation, molecular function: RNA polymerase II cis-regulatory region sequence-specific DNA binding; DNA-binding transcription factor activity. Lineage: Eukaryota; Metazoa; Chordata; Mammalia; Primates; Cebidae.
UUCGGCCUCUCGGUAGGCCGGCGCGAGGUGUCCCUGCAGGCUGUUAGAUGCCUUUGUCGUCUGGCUCGGCUUCCUCCGUGUCUGGCUGGAGGUCGGACCCAGGAUCGAGGAGGACUGAGCGCAUGCUAUUCUAAUCUAAGGGCCUGGGAGGGUGGCGGGAAGAACCCCCGGGUGCGGGCGCCGGGCUGCUCGGUGAGGGUCGCGCUUGCGUUCCGGGCCUCUGGGGGGACCCGAGCGACGGACCCCCGGCCCGUUCCCCAGCGCCAGUUGCCCUCAGCGCGGGCCCGGAGGAAGGAGUCGUCAUGGAGCCUGGGGGCAGAGGAUCCCUUUUUGAGGACUCAGACCUUCUCCAUGCUGGAAACCCAAAAGAAAAUGGCAUGACUGCUGUGCUGCUGACCUCUGGGUCCCAAGAACUGAUGGUCAGGGAUAUGGCCGAGGCUUUCACCCAGUGGAGGCAGCUGAACUCUCCUCGGGGAGAUGUGCCCGAGAAGCCUAGGAAUCUGGUCUUGCUGGGGCUUCCAAUUUCCACACCUGAUAUAAUCUCUCAGUUGGAGCAUGAGGAGGAGCUGGAGAGAGAAGUCUCAAAAGCAGCCAGUCCAGACUGGAAAACGAUACCAGAAAGCAAGGAGCUAACUCCAGAGAAGGAGAUUUCUGAAGAAGAAUCAGCCCCUGGGGUGUUAAUCGUAAGAUUUUCAAAGGAAGGUUCCAGUGAACCUGAGGAUUCUUUAGAGAGUCAGCAGGAAAACCAUGAGAAACAUUUAAUACAAGAGGCUAUCACUCAGAAAUCUUCUAGGGGGAGAAGUUACCAAUUUGAUAAAUUUAGAAGAAAUUGCACUCGGAGGUCCUUACUUGUUCAGCAGCAAGGAGAGAGACUACAUCAUUGUGAUUCAUUUAAAAAUAACUUAAAACAAAACUCAGAUGUAAUUAGGCAUGAGAGAAUUUGUUCAGGAAAGAAACCUUGGAAAUGUAAUGAGUGUGAGAAAGCCUUCAGUUACUACUCAGCUUUUGUCUUGCAUCAGAGAAUUCACACCGGAGAAAAACCCUAUGAAUGUAAUGAAUGUGGUAAAACCUUCAGCCAGAGCAUACACCUUACUCUGCACCAGAGAAUUCAUACUGGAGAGAAACCCUAUGAAUGUCAUGAAUGUGGGAAAGCCUUUAGUCAUCGCUCAGCCCUUAUUCGGCAUCAUAUAAUUCAUACUGGAGAAAAACCCUAUGAAUGCAAUGAAUGUGGGAAGGCCUUUAAUCAGAGUUCAUACCUCACUCAACAUCAGCGAAUUCAUACUGGAGAGAAACCUUAUGAAUGUAAUGAAUGUGGGAAGGCCUUCAGCCAAAGCACAUUUCUUACCCAGCAUCAGGUCAUUCACACCGGAGAGAAACCUUAUAAGUGUAAUGAAUGUGGCAAAGCCUUUAGUGAUCGGUCAGGUCUUAUUCAGCACCAGAGAACUCAUACUGGGGAGCGGCCCUAUGAAUGUAACGAAUGUGGGAAAGCCUUUGGCUACUGCUCAGCCCUAACUCAGCACCAGAGAACUCACACUGGGGAGAAACCGUAUAAAUGCAAUGAUUGUGCCAAAGCCUUCAGUGACCGCUCAGCCCUUAUACGUCAUCAGAGAACACACACUGGAGAGAAACCUUACAAAUGUAAAGAUUGUGGAAAAGCAUUCAGCCAGAGUUCAUCUCUUACAAAGCAUCAGAAAACUCACACUGGAGAAAAGCCCUACAAGUGUAAGGAAUGUGGAAAAGCCUUCAGCCAGAGUUCAUCCCUCUCUCAACAUCAGAAAACUCAUGCUGGAGGGAAAACCAAGGAAUAUGUCCAAACUUUUAGUGAGCAUUUAGCCUUUGGCCAACUCAAGAGAAUUCAUACUGGAUAAAGACCAUGUAAAUGUGGUUUACAUUCAGAGCAUACUUUUUGAGCAUUUACCAUUCUUGCUGUGGGAGUCUACAAAGAAAUUUAAGACUGUGUUGCAAAAAAAAAAAAUUUAUCAACUAGUCAUUGCUGAUGUGGGAAGUAGCAUAAUUAGACCGUGAAAGUAUAGUUUUAUAUUUUUAAAAGUGUUCUGGCCA